AUGAACUUCCGGUUUCUUGGUGACCUCCCUUGGGUUAAACCUCAGAUUAACCCAGAUUUAGCAACUCAUUCGGUUCAAACCAAAGCUUUUGCUUCGCAAGCUAAACAAGAAUCAUCUGGUGUUGAUCUCAAGUUGUUAGGUUGGCCCUUGUCAUUCCUUUCUUUCUUUCCAUGGGCAAAUAAUGCUGGAGAGAAGUUUCAAAGACCAACUACUAUCAAUAAAGAGUUGAAGAGACAUGCACAAAAUCGUGAAAAUGUUGUUGGAAAAGAUAUGGACAUUACUGUGGACCAAACUGGGUAUGAUACUCAUGAUCAAGCUAAGCUUCUGAAGGCUGAUUUAGCCUUUCUUGAAUGCCUUGAGAAUCGACAUAUUUUGCGGACUAAAGGAGACCCCAACAUUGCUCAUCUUUACAAGACAAUGUGCAUCAAUGGUCUUAAGAAUUUUUUGAUACCUUACCGAACGAAUCUCGUAAGUCUACAACAGUCUGGACAAUCAUUGAUUCAAUUUGGAUGGCUAAGCAAUUUGAGACGAAGAAAUUGGAACUUUCAGAAGACAUAG
Molecule: messenger RNA, 558 nt
Organism: Vicia faba (fava bean)
Lineage: Eukaryota; Viridiplantae; Streptophyta; Magnoliopsida; Fabales; Fabaceae
Source: the annotation of a GenBank genome assembly